This is a messenger RNA of Camellia sinensis, 1279 nucleotides long. The record is from RefSeq and is a predicted model, not a curated record. NCBI's taxonomy places the organism in Eukaryota, Viridiplantae, Streptophyta, Magnoliopsida, Ericales, Theaceae.
AUUUUAAUUUCUUUAUGUUCUUUAAUGUUGUUAAAAUAUGUGCUUUAAUUUCUUUAUGCUGAAACAUUGAAUUGCUUAUUGGAUAGAAUUAAUGUCGAAGUCGAGUGAAAGUAAAAAAGAUCCGGCAUGGCAAUAUGCACGGAUGGUAAAUCCCCAAAACCUUUCAAAGUUUAUUUGUAACUUUUGCGACAAAGAAAUGAAUGGCGGUGUUUACCGAGUCAAGCAACAUCUUGCCAGUGGUUACAAAAAUAUUGUUGCUUGUAAAAAAUGCCCAUCUCAUGUCAAAGAUGAGAUUAAAGACUAUAUGUCUCAAAAAAGUCAAUCAAAAGUGCAAUUGAGGAUGGUUCCUGAUUUUGAUGAGAUGGAUAAUGAUGACGAUGACGAUGAUGAAAUUCUUGAGAUAAAUCAACAUGGUAAAAGGCCUGUUUCUACUCAAGGUUCUACCCGUCGAGAACAAGGAAGUAACUCCUCCAAAUAUGUUGGUUCCAAACAACCAAAGCAAAAGGGACCCAUGGAUGUGUACUUCACCCCUGAUCCGGAAGUUACGGUGCAAAAUCGUAAAGCCAAGGAAAAGCAAACAAGAAUUGAUGAUAAUGAUCCCUAGCAAGAAGGUGUUGAGAGAUCGGGCUCUUGUUUGGUUUUCGAGGUGGAUGUAUGAUACGGGUAUACCUUUCAAUGUUGUGAACUACAAUAGUUUUGGGCCAAUGAUUUAAGCUUUUGGGCAAUAUGGUCCUGGCAUGAAACCACCAAGCUACCAUGAGGUGCGGGUUCCUUAUUUGCAGAAAGAGGUAGACCACACUAAUAAGACCAUGGAGGAUCAUAAAAAAGAUUGGGUAACAUAUGGAUGCUCUUCAAUGGCCGAUGGGUGGAAGGACAAAAGAAACGGGACAUUAAUUAAUUUUUUGGUUAAUUGCCCAAGAGGAUCAAUGUUUAUUGAAUCCGUUGAUGCUUCUAGCUUAUCCAAGGAUGCAAAUAAGAUGUUUGAAUUGCUUGACAACUUUGUGGAGCGUAUUGGUGAAGCCAACGUGGUUCAAGUUGUUACAGAUAGUGCCUCAGCAAAUGUGUUGGCCGGGAAGUUUUUGGAAGCAAAGCGGCCACAUUUGUAUUGGACACGCUCAUUGCUUGGACUUGAUGUUGGAGGACAUUUUCAAAAUUCCCAACUUCAACAAGACAUUUGAAAAGGCAAUUGCGGUGCAUGGUUAUAUUGUGAACUGCUCUGGUUUGUUGAAUAUGAUGAGGCAAUUUACCCAGUGCAAGGAUUUGAUCAAGCCAGCAAAAA